This is a messenger RNA of Vigna unguiculata (cowpea), 1618 nucleotides long. Its product is annotated as peroxidase 65-like. The record is from RefSeq and is a predicted model, not a curated record. Lineage: Eukaryota; Viridiplantae; Streptophyta; Magnoliopsida; Fabales; Fabaceae. Gene Ontology annotation, biological process: hydrogen peroxide catabolic process; response to oxidative stress. Gene Ontology annotation, molecular function: heme binding; peroxidase activity.
CCUGGCUUCUACUCAUAGGGGCUCUCGUUUUUUCUCUCCCACACCAAACAAACCAAGAGAGGAAGAAAGAAAGAAAAGAGUAACACAUCUUUUUGUUCUUGACCCUUCUCUUGGCAAAAAACCUUCUUCUUCUUCGUCUUCUUCUUCUUCUUUUUCAUCUCACACCACCAUGGCUUUCCCACUCCUCUUCCUUCUCUUCCUCUCCCUCCCAUUCUCCUACGCAAAUCUCAACGCUGAUUACUACAAAGAAACAUGCCCAGACUUCCCAAAAAUCGUAAUGGAAAACAUCUACACCAAGCAAAGCACAAGCCCCGCCACAGCACCCGGUAUUCUCCGCCUCUUCUUCCACGACUGCAUAACCGACGGCUGCGACGGCUCCAUCCUCAUCUCCUCCAACGCCUACAACCCCCAUGCAGAACGUGAUGCGGACCUCAACCUCUCCCUCUCCGGCGACGCCUUCGACGUCAUAGUCAAGAUCAAGAACGCGCUCGAGCUCGCAUGCCCCGGCGUCGUUUCGUGUUCCGACAUCGUGGCACAGGCCACCAGAGACCUUGUCAAGAUGGUGGGUGGACCCUACUAUCCCGUGAUGUUGGGGAGAAAAGACAGCUUUGAUUCUGACGCUGCAAAGGUGGUCGAAAGCCUUCCCACGCCCAACAUGACCAUGGACCAGAUCAUUGAGAAGUUCACCAAGAAGGGUUUCACGGUGAAGGAGAUGGUGGCUCUGACCGGCGCACACACCAUUGGGUUCACUCACUGCAAGGAGUUCAUCAACAGGAUCUACAACUUCAGCAAAACCUCCGAUGCUGACCCCUCCAUGCACCCUAAACUGGUUGCAGGGUUGAGAUCAGUGUGCCAUAACUACACCAGUGACCCCUCCAUGGCUGCAUUCAAUGACAUGAGGACUCCAGGGAGGUUCGACAAUGCUUAUUUCCAGAAUGUGAUGAAUGGGUUGGGGCUCUUGGUCUCUGACUCCAUGCUCGGUGUGGACCCUAGAACCAAGCCAUUUGUGGAACUGUAUGCAAAAGACCAGCAAGCUUUCUUCAACGACUUUGCAAAUGCAAUGGUGAAGCUUUCUGCAUUUCAAGUCAAAACUGGCAAGGAAGGAGAAGUCAGGUCCAGGUGCGACCAGUUCAACAACCUUAAACGCGUCUAAGCAACAAACAUUUUACGUACUGAGGUUGAAAUUAUUUGAUCCUUCCAAACUACAUAUAUAAUCCUUAAACUCCUGUGUUUAUUAUCAUCUUUAUAUGAUCCAUACUAAACUAUUGUUUUUUAUUUAUAAAAGAAAUGAACCAUAUAUAUAUAUACACAUUAGUAUGCAUCGUAUGGAGAUUUGUUGAGAUAAUGUAGUUUGGGAUCAUCAAAUAAUUUCUUGGGGUUUUUUGUAUCUAGAGAGCCAUGAGUAUACAUUCUUAUUUGUGUCCUUUUAAGAAGAAGGAUGUGAGAAACUUAAUUAACUAUAUUGCUUAUAAAUAAGAGCCAUGAGUACUUUGAUUCCUUUUUGUUGCUUGAUUUUGUUUUGUGAGAGAGGUGAAGAUGCAUAAGGCUUGUGAUGGAGAAUGUAGUUUUACCCAUCUGGUAUUUGUGCUGUUGCUUCUAUAGUGGAUAUAUAAUUGUA